Messenger RNA from Rodentolepis nana, 810 nucleotides. The record is from the annotation of a GenBank genome assembly. NCBI's taxonomy places the organism in Eukaryota, Metazoa, Platyhelminthes, Cestoda, Cyclophyllidea, Hymenolepididae.
AUGCAUUGUCGCCCCCCGUGUCCAUUCGAUAGCCGUUGGGAUUUAAGGAAUGCAAGAAAGGAUGAAUUUUCUUAUUAUCUUAUUCGCCACGAAAGCGGAAAUCUAGUUUAUCCUUCAGUUAAUCUUUACGACGAUUUUAUCGGUUCGUGUAAAAAGUUUCAAAUUGUUGAGGAAUUGGGCAAAGUUAAUCCACUGAUAAUAAGCGAAAAUUUGGAAAAUAUUUUAAAGAAAAGGGGAACUGAGCCAAAUGAAGAUCGCCCUGAUGAUGCAUUUCAGCUAGGCCAAAUACUAUUUGAAAAAGAGAAUUAUUCCGAAGCAUUGAAUUAUUUUAAACUUGCUAUUUUGGGUCAUGACGAUCCCAGAGCAAAAUAUCAAAUUGGGGUAAUGCUAUUUGACGAUCUUCUAGAUAGUGAAGAUGUGAAGCAAUAUCAAGAUCCACAGAAAGCAGCUGUUUACAUUAUGGAGGGUUUGUUGUCAUUGGAUAGGGGAAUCGGGGCUCCUUUGGGAAAUGCUGAAAUUGUUGAAGCAGCUGCAUAUAACUUAUUUCUCGCCUAUGUCCACGGAUAUGGUGCUAAGAUGUCCGACGAAAAAGCGCUCCAUUACCUUAAAAUUGCUGCCGAAAGUGGGAAUACGAAGGUAUCCCUGAAGGCUCAAACGGCAAUGGGAUUAUUCUACUCAUCUUUGGAUCAUUUCGAUCUUGGCAAGGCCUUCUAUUGGCAUACUGAAGCCUGCCAAAAUGGCAGUAUUGAAUCUCAAGGUGGCUGCUAUCAUAACCGCGGAGAUACGGAUUUCACAUCCCAUCUUGUUUAA